Molecule: messenger RNA, 1017 nt
Organism: Drosophila subobscura
Lineage: Eukaryota; Metazoa; Arthropoda; Insecta; Diptera; Drosophilidae
Exons: 2
Coding region: 123-902 (259 amino acids)
Molecular function (GO): 3'-5' exonuclease activity; 5'-3' exonuclease activity
Source: RefSeq, a predicted model, not a curated record
GUAGUCUGGGUCAAAUACUUUUUUCUGACUGUUCAAAACAAAAACAAACGGCAAAAAAUAAACAAAUUUGCAGCUCUUCAAUUGAACUAAAAACUGUUACUUGCGGUAUUUGCUAGUACGAAAUGUCCCGUCGCCAUACUGAACACAAGAAGGAAAUGCGUGAGGAGCAGUUCCUGCACACAAGCGGAUCUCAGCCACUCAAUUGGCAGCGUAGACGCAGCCCCACUUUGGAUUGUUCGGGAAGAACCACAGAACGAUCAGAUGAACGCAAACGUCGUAGCGAGCGACGCUACCAUAGGGAGAGUGAGUCCAGGCAUCGUUCCAAGGAUCGCGAACGUCACCUUCGCUAUCAUGACUCCUCCACGCGCAGCAAACGGAGUCGCCGCUCAAAAUCACCAGCUUCAGGCAACGGGCAGGAGAAGGACGAGCAGUCAAAGAAUGGAUCUGCGGUGGGGGACUACUACAACCUAGACACUGAUGAGCCCUUCGACAAGGAGCGCUUUCACCGUGAGACGCAGGAGAAGCUACAGAAGCUGCGGGACUCCAUGUCAAAGGAGAGCAACGUGCCUGCACCAGCUAAGGCGCCUUCGAGCGGCUGCAGCUUCGCCAACGAUGGAUCUUUCUUGGAUACUUUCUUGAAAAUGCAAAGGGAGGAAACUAAUGUCGCCGCUCCAUACAUUAUCGCAGCGGCAGUGGGCGCGCCAGCACCACCGCCACUCCUCUGUGUGGGUCGUCGUCGUGGUGGCAAGAUCCUGAAGACCGGACGGGUGCCGAAACCGAAGGAUGCCACAGAGAAGACUGUGGAUCCCACGGACUUUUGGUCAGUGUAUCAGGCCGAGGUGGACAAGUACAAGACCACGGGAUGUGACACAGAGGAUGGCAAUCGCAAGUUGGUCAUGUGAGACCAAUUGGCAGACCCUUCCACAAAGAAAGUUAUUCCUGGCUCUUCUUUAUUGAUUUUGAUUUGUUUUUGCUUUAUUAUAAUGUAUUUGAGUGGAGGCAAAUAUAAUUCCGGCG